CCGGAAGAGAAGUGCAAGAUGGCAGUCGGAGCUGUGAAGAUUGAAGCAGAUGCUUAUAUGGUUUGUUUGACUCACGCUCUAUCGACUGAAAGGGAAGAAGUUAUGGGCUUGUUAAUCGGAGAGGUUGAGGAUGAGAGAGUAGCUCAUAUUUAUUCAGUUAUCAUGCUUCAGAGACUGGACAAGCGGAAAGAUCGGGUGGAGAUUUCUCCAGAACAAUUGUCAGAUGCCUCAACACAGGCAGAGAGGCUUGGUAUGUUGACGUCAAAACAGCGACCAAUGAGGGUGAUUGGUUGGUAUCAUUCUCAUCCUCACAUUACAGUUUGGCCAUCACAUGUUGACCUACGGACUCAGGCCUCUUACCAAUUUAUGGAUGCAGGAUUUGUUGGCCUUAUCUUCUCUUGUUUCAACACCGAUACAAAUUUGGGUGGCCAUUUAAAAGUGUAUUGUUUUCAGUCAGUGAACAUCAAGCCUGAGGGGAGUCCUCCACAAUAUCAGCGAGCUGACAUUGAGCUUCAAAUAGUUCAUACAGAGGUUUUGUCAAAGGCUACUUUAAACAGCUUGUCAGAACUGCCACAAAUACUAUCAAAGGAAGAAGAAGAGGCAUAUAGUAAAACUUUGAACUCUAAGGAUUUAUUAACAGCAGUUCAUAAUAGUACAGUUUUUACCAAGGCUUUGUGUCAGCUCAUGGAGGUUAUGUGUGGACCUCUUCUUCAAACUCUGGAGAACAGAUUACAGGUGAAUCUCAAAAGAACAGCUGCGCUGGAAACCGAGAAAGAGACGUUGGAGAAAGAGAUAAACAGUGUGAAGGCGGAAUUACAGGGAUCAAUGUGAGAGAGGGAGACAGCUGAGCUAUUUAUAACAAAGAUUAUAGCUGAAAAUAAGCUUAAAGAGAACUCGGUCACUUCAGAAAGACUGAGAUGCGAGAUAGGGUAAAGAUAUGGCGAACGUCUUCUUGUGGAGAAAUAAAAAUAUCCCCCCUUCCUUUUACCCCUGCGAGAGUCAGAGAAAGUGUGGAGAUUGGAACCGAAAGUGCGUGGGGAUGACGUGUGCCUGAAGGAACCAUUGAGACACUCUUGGAUUAAUUGUUCCUAGUGCUCAUGUCGGAGGUACAGAUUUUGAAAGCAUGAAAUUUUUGUGGCUUUUUUUCCCAAAGACAUAUCUUUCAAGUCAAGUGUGAGGAGACUCGUGCUUUAUUUAGAAGAACCUUGAUGCUGAUACUCUGAUGUGUCGUGAGUUUAACCCUUCAACUCCCAGACAUUCUCAACAUGUAUAACUUCUCCCUACAAUAUCCAUACAUUAUCCCGCGAAAAUGUAAUGAGAAUAUUCAAACUUAUCAGGCAGAAGUUGCUAUUUUGAUCAAACAGCAAAUUCUUGUCACUAAUUUACAAGGAAAUGUGUAGCAGCUCGAGGGGAGAAUUGACAAUCAUAUCUUUGGAGUUAAAGGGUUAAAACACUCUAGGUAUGAUAUUUCUUUGUUUUAAAAGAAGUGUUUGGUUUUACCUCAAAUGUUACAUAUCGGUUGAUCUGUCUAAAUCUUUUUCCAUGGAGUGCCAACAAAUUUGAUCUCGAGAAAAAAUUUUUAAUUAAAAGUAAAUUUCAGAGACACCGCUUCUCGAAGAAAAAAAUGCUUCCACGAUUGGUACAUAUACUUACACAAACUUAAUUUAAACACGAAAUUUGAGUGUAGCUACAAAAGUUAUGUCUUCG
Messenger RNA from Pocillopora verrucosa, 1707 nucleotides. RefSeq names its product lys-63-specific deubiquitinase BRCC36. Gene Ontology annotation, molecular function: cysteine-type deubiquitinase activity; polyubiquitin modification-dependent protein binding; metallopeptidase activity. Gene Ontology annotation, biological process: double-strand break repair; protein K63-linked deubiquitination. Gene Ontology annotation, cellular component: BRISC complex; BRCA1-A complex. NCBI's taxonomy places the organism in Eukaryota, Metazoa, Cnidaria, Anthozoa, Scleractinia, Pocilloporidae. The record is from RefSeq and is a predicted model, not a curated record.